CGUGGGGGCGCGAGUGGGAGGGGGGGAUAUCAGCUGGAAGAACAAAAACAAAAGCAGAAGCUCAUUGAAAUAAAAAGGCUGUGGGGCUUCGGUCGGAAAGAAACUUUGACCGCAGACACAGACUGCUCGCAGCAACGGAGAGCAUCGGAGGUGCGGCCCAACUGCCGGGCAGCAGCAGCAGCAGCGCGGACUCGAGACCGGCGUGUCGUGUGUCCCUCCGCUCCGGGCGAAGGAUGGACACGGAGACGCAGCCUGGGUCGUGACUCACUGAGCGACUGACGGCGCCGACUUUCUCUGUCUCGUUACACUCAACUUCCAGAGCCGCCAGGCUUCCUUCUCACUGCUCUCCUCGGAUCCGCCCUCUCCUCUUGCCCAGCAGUCGGGCAGCGGGAGCCUGGAGCCACAGACAGUCCGCAGUGGCAUGUGGGUCAAUCCUGCAGCGGUCGGAAGGGCUCUCUCCAUGGAUAUAGACACAGACUAUGAGCGCCCUAAUGUGGAGACCAUAAAGUGUGUCGUGGUGGGGGACAAUGCGGCAGGAAAAACCCGACUGAUCUGCGCCCGUGCCUGCAAUGCCACCCUCUCACAGUACCAGCUGCUGGCCACCCACGUGCCCACGGUCUGGGCUAUCGACCAGUACCGUGUUUGCCAGGAGGUCCUGGAGAGGUCACGGGAUGUGGUGGAUGAGGUCAGCGUCUCCCUACGACUGUGGGACACCUUUGGGGAUCACCACAAAGACCGCCGGUUCGCAUACGGAAGGUCUGAUGUUGUUGUGCUGUGUUUCUCACUGGCCAACCCAAACUCCCUGCACCACGUUCGUACCAUGUGGUUCCCAGAGAUCAAACAUUUCUGCCCCCGAACCCCCAUCAUCCUGGUGGGCUGCCAGCUGGACCUCCGAUAUGCCGACCUGGAUGCUGUCAACCGUGCCAGACGCCCUUUAGCCAAGCCCAUCAAGCCCUCAGAUAUUCUCAAUCCUGAGCGGGGUCAUGAAGUUGCCAAGGAACUGGGGGUGCCAUACUAUGAGACCAGUAUUGUGGCACAGUACGGGGUGAAGGAUGUCUUUGACAAUGCUAUUCGCGCUGCCCUCAUUUCACGUCGCCAUCUUCAAUUCUGGAAAUCCCACCUGAAAAAAGUUCAGCGCCCUCUACUCCAGGCACCCUUUCUGCCCCCGCGUCCUCCUCGUCCGAUAGUAAGCAUCCCUGAUCCCCCCGUGAUUGAUGGAGAGGGCCCUGACUCCCUCUUCUGCCAGCCCCUGUGUGCUGACGUGCUCUUUCUCCUGGAGGGUGGCACCACACGUGUGUUUGCCCACAAGGUCUACCUGGCCACCUCCUGCUCCAAAUUCUAUGAUCUCUUUACCAUGGACUUUGGGGUUAUGGGGUCCGCUCAAGGUAACUUUGAGGUCAAAGAUGGAGAGGAGGAGGAGGAAGAGGAGGAACAGAUGCGGAGGGGUGCAAAGGAGCAGGCUGGACGCACCAAGAGCCUUGAUAUUGACAAGGAUGCAGAGGAUGACUUUCGUGAGCCUAGGCGCCCUUUCCUGCUUCAGCAGGCAUCGUUGAGGCCCUCCCAGAGUGAUAACGCUAUUCCAUCCCGGAGCCAUUGUGGAGCGGGGUCCUUUGGAGCAAGCCGCACCCUUUUAGGAUGGGGACGGGGCUUUCUCAGUGUGUCCAUGGAACAUGUGCUGGACCCUAAGACUGGGCGACCGAGACUCAUGACUGUGGUGUCUAUGGAUGGCUUGAUUCAGAAAGAGCCCUUCCAGGCGGUCCUCCAGUACCUGUACACAGGGAACCUUGAUGAAAACCGGGGGGAUCUGAAGCAGGUGGCCACCAUUGCGGAGCUGUUGGAGGUGUUUGACCUACGCAUGAUGGUGGCUAACGUGCUCAAUCGUGAGAGCUUCAUGAACCAAGAAAUCACCAAGGCUUUUCAUGUUCGACGGGCCAACCGUAUCAAGGAGUGCCUCAACAAGGGCACAUUUGCUGAUGUUGUUUUUCGAUUGGAUGAUGGAUAUCUCCCCGCCCAUAAACCCCUGCUGAUCUCCAGCUGUGAUUGGAUGGCAGCCAUGUUUCGUGGGUCCUUCAUGGAGAGCUACAGCAAGGAGGUGUCCAUCCCUAACACCAGCAGUGCCUGCAUGCGUGCCGUGUUGGAGUACCUGUACUGUGGCCUGCUCAUGCCCAGCCCUGACCUGCAGCCUGUGGAGCUCAUUGUGCUGGCCAACCGACUUUGCCUGCCCCGUCUUGUGGCCCUUACAGAGCAGCACGCAGUUGAGGAGCUGCUGCAGUGGGCAGCCGGUGAAGAGGACAUUGAUGGACAGGUGCUCACCUACUUGGAAAUGGCUCAGUUCCACAAUGCCAAACAGCUGUCCUCAUGGUGUCUCCACCAUAUCUGUACUAACUACAACAGUGUUUGUCGCAAGUUCCCCAAAGAAAUGAAGGCCAUGUCUGCAGACAACCAGAGGCAUUUUGAGAAGCACCGCUGGCCCCCUGUGUGGUUCCUGAAGGAGGAGGACCGCUACCUGCGCUCCCUAAAGGAGAGGGAGCGAGAGGAGGAGAUGCUACGCAAGCAACACACCAAGCGUGGCUGGUGUUUCUGGAGACGCUCGUCGUCCUCCUCACCCCACGUGUCCUGACACUCUGGCCCUCUCAUUCCGGAGAGUCUCCCUCAUUCUUCCUGCUCUGAGCCUCUUUCUUUUGGCCUGAGCAUACCCUGUCCCACAUCUGAAUUCAUGUGGGUGCCCAGGUUGCCAUCAGAAACCAUGCUGUGUCUAGAUCAGCCCAAGGGGCUACUCGCUAAUCCAGUCUUCUCUUCACGACAGCUGCCCAGCAGUGCCCAGCAGAAUCCUGGGAGUCUGUCGCAAGGUUUGGGCUUAAAAGCCACAGAUCGAUGGAGUGAUGUGAAGAUGCUGUUGCGAUUUUAUGUCAUCUCACACCAAGGUUUUUGGAAUUCAUAACCAGGGAUGAAACACAUUUUUUAAAACCUUUUUGUAGUGACAAUGACUCUAUUCACAUCCUUUUCCUACCUGCAGUAUUCCUGAUUGGUUUUCCCUCCUUCAUAUUUUCUUAAUGUUUUGUUUUUCAGAUACAAAAUGCCUGAAAUACUUUAGCCAGGGCCUGCAUGUCAGUUUCUGAGUGGACCUCCGAGAGCAAGGGCUCAUGGUAUUGAAGUUGAUGACGGUGUAAAAAGACUGAGAGGUUAAGGGGGAUGGCACAAACUUGGCCUGUAGCAGCAACAUGAUAGGUUGCCAGUAUGUGGCAAUCCAGAGAAUACACCAAAGGACUCCCUACAGAAGGGGGUAAAAAACAGUACUAUUAAUAUACCAGCUAACCUAAUGAGAUUUUAAAGAUUGGCAGUGUUUGCAGAAAGUGUGAAGACAGUCUACCCUUGCACUCUACUUCCACCAUAUUCUCCAGAGAAGCUGCCAUUCUGGGGAAGAUGCAGACUUCCAGGAACUGUCUGCCUUAAUUUUGUGUUGAGAAUUCUGUUUUCAUUCUUGAGUGUUGGAAUCAGUUUAAAUCAGCUAGCAAAAAGAGUCUAUCGACUACAGACAGCUAACACUUUGGGGCUGAUUUUUGUUGUAUUUCCAUCAAAUAAUAUUUUUUGCCGCCAUGCAUUUCUGUGCAGCCACAGGAAAAAAGCUGCAAGGGUUUUCUCUAACAAAGCACAAUGAAACAGUUAACAUGUAAUCCUGCUCCUCAUCGACAUUGCCGCCCUUCACUUUUCUUUUUCUCUCAGCUGGAAAAAGCACAGGAGAUGUGGUGACAGAUGGAAGCAGGGGACAAGUUCUAUAGACAGCCUUACUCUGGCAAACAUAGCUGAGAUGAACUGGCUGUUUUACACGGAUGGAUUCCCAUUUCUUAGCAUCUAGUAAAGCAGCUUGUUGUUUUUUAAAUGCAGCUUUGGGAUGGGCCAUUUGAAGCUAACACAGGUCAAAUCCCUCCUCACAGCCCAAAAUUUAGAAAUGUUACAUUAGCAUAUCAGAAUUGAUAUAGUAGGUGCACACCACUAAGACAAGAGUAAUUUUUUCGUACGUAUCGGCUUACCACCAAUUUGUACAAGGUCAUUAUCUUCACAGUGGUCAGUAUUGUUGUAUAAGUACUAGUAGUAAAUGUCUCAUUUUGGUAAAGACAUGCUUUUACUAAGUCCUGGUGAUAUUGUAGUGUCUUGAGUAUGAAAUGACUAUGAGAACUUCAGUAUUUGUAGUGAAGGUAUUAAAUGCCUAGUAAUGUGUGGAGUUUGACAGUGCAAGGUGACCAGUGAAAUGUAGUAAGUCAUUUCAGUGUGCUGGCUGUGCUUCCAGCAUGAAGUAGAUGUUGAAAAAUCUAAUCUAAAACCUACAUUUAUCAGAGGUUGGAAAGGGUUUUCGGAACGUAAUUGUUGGUCUUGUCCAGUGUUUUCUCAGCUUUUGGAAAAUGUUCAAAGAAAAAUUACACAGAAGCAAAGGAUGACAGUCAGUCUUUACAAGAUUGGGAUGAUAUUCAUUUGGUGUAAACGGCAAUAUCUAGAAAUGCAAUACAAUGCAAAUAAACAAUCACUGGGGCUAUGCUGAAAUACAGCAAACAUUUUAAACUUGUGCUCUGUUAUCCUCUAGCAAGGGCAUGGGGCACUUCAGUUAAAAUUUCAUAAGUUUAAUUUUAUAAUAGGUCCAUUACAGAUGCCUUGAAAUUGAGCACUUGUAAUGUUAUAGAAUUUCUUAUUAUUUUUUGUGCAAUACAUCAAAGGUGGUGUCACGCAUGCAGUGUGAUAAGUGUUUUCAGAGCUUUAAAAAAGUUGCAGUCUUUGAUGGAAUUGAUGGCGUUUACUCAGUGUGGGUUUUGCAUUUGUGCUGGCAGUUUUACACUGUUUUACUCCAGGUCAGGCAGAGAUGGUUUAGCAGGUGAAAUGUAUGGUUUGACCGGUUUCAGUUAAGGGGUGUUUGUGGCAUGACCUUGGAUUGUGGCUCUUAACAUAGCACUCCCAUCUUUUUCAUGUGUUAUUCCCAGUUGGAAAGUGCAUUUGCUAGCUUUUGAAUUCAAGUAAUAACUUAUCAUACCAAUGGCAGUUUUCUGGAGGUGAUAUGUCAAGAGCAUAAUUUACACUUUAUACAUGGUAUAUAACAGUCUAUGGACUUAUUUUGUCCAUUUAUUGUCCUGCUAUUUAGAAUUAAUGAUAAUUGUAAUGUGGGCCUUCUUUUGAGAUAUAUGCAUAGAAGGUAGCAGAACAGGAUACAUAAACAGUCCCAUUAUUUUAAUAGUUCUUUGUGUCAUUUGCUGAAGUGGCAGAGGGUCAAGUUUUAAGAAGGAAUAUUAAUUCUGGUUAGUUGUUAAUGAAGUAGAUGUCUUUGUGAAGCCCAGAUCCAGCUGUAAUGAGAACAAAAGAUGGACAUAGAUUAGAUUAGAAUUUUGAGUUUAUGGUCUGCUGUUUGGGCUCAAGGAGCAUGCAUCUGGCAUGAGAGUCAGCUUUGCUUCAGACUGUGUUGAAGUGAGUGUUAUGGCUAAGAGUAUCUGGGAUGUUGUCUGGAAUAAGUUGGCAACUGACGGUGUUAUCAAUCACAGCCUUUUCUGGUUAAUCUAUGUCAGUCUUUCUGUUGUUGGUCUUCUAGAAACUUUCAGAUUCUAUUUAUUAAUUUAACAAGCACUUUAACAGUUGGUUGUCUCUUUCUACAAUUUUGGAUUAGCAACAAAUUCACCUUUUCUUCCUGGUCUAUCUGAUUCAAAGACAGGGGAUGCAGCACGUGUUAAUGUAUUCAGAAAACAUUUUGAAUGUGACCUUUUUUCUCCAGUCCAUGGACAUUGAAGGGCUCCCUUUGGGUUCAAGCGCCAUUAUAUCAAAGGUAAUGUGGGAUAAUAAUUAAGUCUUGUACUUUAGAAAAGACUAAACAAUCUGUUCCAAUAAAAUAAGUCAGUGAAAUAUCCCUGUAUAAUUUUCAACCAGCUACACUAGUGAGAAGAUUAGCUAUCUUUUUUUCUGCUGUGAGAACAUUUCUUUUUGAGGAUUUGUUUUAUAUCUUCAUAUAUGUUUACAUUGUGUUUAUAUAUACGUAUACAUUGGUUGUAGUUUAUUAUUCUUGAAUUGCUUAUGAAGGGGGACCCUGCCCUUUCCUGUAGCAGUGAGUACUGCUAUGUACAUCAGCUGUGAUUUUCCCAAGUAUCUCUUGUGCCUUGUCUCUCACACUGUUGCCUGUCUCUCUGUUGUCCUUCUAGCCCAGAGUUGAAGGAAGGGCCAUGUCCCAACUGCACCAUCUCACCUCCCUCCACACACACACACACACACACACACACACACACACACACACACACACACACACACACACACAAACUGCAACUACUGAUACACAUGACUGGCCCUCUAUCCUCAGUCUCUGUUUGUGGGCGUGUAGCAGCCUGCAUCAUGUGGUCGGUUUGGAUUUGAACGGCCUGCGGAAACCUGUUUCCAUGUGAGCUAUGGUUCUGCUGCCCUCUAAGGGUCAGAGCUGCUCAGGCAUGAACGUACCGCCUGCCUCUGGACUCCGUGCCUGAGCUAUAUGGACUUACACACAAAGUCACAGGCUGUUUCCAACUGUCAUCCUUAAAUCUAGGGUCGUUUCUAGGGUUAGCUCUGUAGUUAAAACCAAGCUACACAAUAGCCGGACACUUAACAGCCUGCAUCAUAACAUUCGGGGCAGGGACAGUGAAGUAACAUGGAGAUGGAGAAACGGGAUGAAGAAACAGAAACCAGUAGACUUAAGGACAUCUUUGAUCAGUGUACAAAAACUUAACCCUAUUCCCUUGGCUUGAAUAUCAAUAAUACCAUACAUGUGUUUGGUUAUGUACAGUGUAAAAUAUAAGCUAAGAUACAGUACUGCCUUAACAUUUACAGGACCAUUGUACUACAAUCUUUCUUCCACUUGUGGAUUCCAGACCAGAAUACACCUUAUUAACAGCAAAUCGAGGGUGUGAAUGUGCGCUUGUUACAGUGCAAACUGAUUAAUCAUUCUUAUUGCGUAGUUAUGGGCAAAACAUUGUUUUUAUAUAACAGUGAAGCCCAUUAGUGGUUUUUUUUUUUUUUUUUUUUUUUUUCUUAUAGUGAUUUGUGAAACGUCUGGACACUGAGUGCCGUGAUCUGGACAGUACAUGUUCGGUUAGGAAACAGUAUAUGCUAAUUGUGGGGUGGCUGAGCUCAUUUUCCUGGUGUAACCUCUGCAUACUUGUGCAUCUUGGAUUUCUCGUUCAGAUGUUGUGUCCAUGUGCGUCGUCCACAUUAAUAAACUGCAACCAUUUUUAAACUGACUGUAGACAAUGAGAAAAAUCACUUUUCCAAGGGCUUUUUGUAGAGUGAUCUGGUGCUUUUGCAAAAGAAAACUUGAAAGUGAAACAGUUGAUAUUUUUUGAACCACUGUGAUUUCUAAAACAAA
Messenger RNA from Scleropages formosus (Asian bonytongue), 7360 nucleotides. RefSeq names its product rho-related BTB domain-containing protein 1-like. Lineage: Eukaryota; Metazoa; Chordata; Actinopteri; Osteoglossiformes; Osteoglossidae. Gene Ontology annotation, biological process: small GTPase-mediated signal transduction. Gene Ontology annotation, molecular function: GTP binding; protein binding; GTPase activity. The record is from RefSeq and is a predicted model, not a curated record. The transcript is spliced from 11 exons. Bases 422 to 2620 code for a protein of 732 amino acids.